AUGCCGCCUAGUGUAACGGAAGCGAGCAACGGGCUCGACUCGUCUGGCCGGGCGCUCACCAGACCAGAAGAAUCCAAUACUACUCGUAAGUCACAUCCAGCGCGAGGCAUCGCAGAAUUAGUCUUACUACAUUUCGCAUCCGCUUCAUCUUUGCUGAUAAGUUCCAUGUCACCAGGCACCGACGACCAUGGCAAGCAAGCCGAGAUGGCGUGGAGUUCAAAACUACUCAGGGACAAGACCGUUGCACAAGCUCUAGCAGUUGUCCAGGUUCUUCAGCUUGCCCAACAGCGGUUGCGCACCCUCCCUCCGGGUCCGAAGCUUGCUACGGUACAGAUUUUUACGGGAGCCCUUAACGUGCUCCGAGAGAUCGCACUCAACAACAACACCUGGAGUGCGAGCAGGAGUCCUACUCCUCACUUAGAACUAUUGAGAUCUGUUCAAUCCAUGAUGUUCGAGCACGCUCAUAAGCUUGGAGAGAUUGCCAAUGUAGAGGUCGACUUGCACCUCUAUUGGCUACCUUCGAAAUCUCGCCUUGAGAGCCAGCAGUCCGCCAAGCGCAUUGCCCUCAAAUGUCGCCUACAUGACGGCGAGCAAAACAUGUUCACCCUGGGCGGUGAACCAAGACCAGCGGCGGAGAUUCCUCCACCGGUGUAUCUUGCCCCUGAUGUGGAACACGCCCUUGUCCACAAGAACAAGAAUCACAAAAAGAAGUUGGAAAAGAAAUCAGCAGCCGCCACGGUUCCCAUCACUUCUCAUAUUGGAUAUCAGGACUCGUGGUACGGUCAAUCAUACGACCCCUGCCCGGAGCCAUACGUCUGCUCCUUUUCCGACCCCGAGGAUUACUACGACUCAGAGCUCGAGGUCCACAACUCCAUCGAGGCCUCCCCUGAGCCCUCCCACCCUAGCAACCCCGAGCCGUACAGCUCAGAGCCGCCUCCGAUGGGUAGCCCCCCCGACAUGGUGUCGGACAUUCCCUUUCCCAGAACCAACAAGCCAAUGUGGUGGCGCGAUCUCGGCCCUGCCCGUCCCACCAUCACAUCCGAGACGGAAGAGGAGCAGGAUAUGCUGGAGGAGCAUGAGCUGGAGCAGUGCAUUCGGUUCAUGGAGGAAAGGAGGGCCUUGGGAUAUAGGAAUGAAUCGGUGUUGGAACAUUGGCAGGAAGUCUAUAUCAAGGAGCUUCGCCUGAUGGCGCCUGAAAAUCCACUUGUGCGUUCCCAUGAGGCGAAGCGAGCCCGCAUCAACUGCUUGCAGGAGAAAAUCUGUCUCCUCCGCGAGGAGAUAAACAAAAAGGCCAAGGAGUUCCGCCACUUGGCGCGUGACCAACCCUUCCUGUUCUCCGGCUCC
Neurospora tetraspora is the source of this 1344-nucleotide messenger RNA. RefSeq lists its product as uncharacterized. The record is from RefSeq and is a predicted model, not a curated record. NCBI's taxonomy places the organism in Eukaryota, Fungi, Ascomycota, Sordariomycetes, Sordariales, Sordariaceae. The annotation marks the transcript as partial. The transcript is spliced from 2 exons.